UCCUCAGUUUCAUGGAAAGAUGCUGCGCCUACUGAUCCUUCUGGGAGCUUGCAUCCUGGGCUGCCAGGCAGCCUGCAAUACGUGCAACACCAAUGGCGUGUCCUGCAUCUCGGAAACGGAGUUCCAGUUCUGCUCCUCCGCCAGCGAACCCAUCGGAACCCUCUACACCUGCCCCACCGGUUACUACUGCACCGCGAGCACACCCAUUUGCAGCUCGGUGGCAUCUUCGGCAGGCUGCACAGGAUGCAACAAGUGCAGCUCGGAUAAUCGUUUCGCUUGCACCGGUCGCAAUACCUUUGCCCUGUGCCUAGGUGGUUCUACACCCAGUACAUCGAUUGGCGGAAGUUGUGGCACUGAAUACGUAUGCAACGUGGAAAACCCGAAUAUCUGUGGUAGUCCCACCACAUACGCAGUAUCCUGUUCCGGAUCAGGUACGCCAAACUGUGACUCCACGACCAUCACAGAUGCCACCGAGUAUUGUCGAAGCAUUCAAACAGCCGGCAAAUAUCCCUAUGGCCGAGCUACCUCCACCACCUGCAGGCAAUAUGUGAACUGCUACACCGCUGCUGGUAUUUUCUACGGAAAUGUGUACACCUGUCCCGGACUCACCUACUUCGACAGCACCUCCAAACUUUGCACCACCCAAACGCAGGCCAGAUGCUCGGAUACUGUAUCUUGUCUGACUCUGAAUAACCGAGUAUUGCCGUAGAGUGUAGAUUCUCGGGGCAUGCAUGUAUCUGUAUCUUUAUGGUGGUAAUUAUCGCAGGGCGAGGGUAUCUUAAUCAAAUAAAUAACCAAAUAAGUGCAUUAGAAAA
Messenger RNA from Drosophila santomea, 815 nucleotides. RefSeq lists its product as uncharacterized. The coding region runs from base 20 to 709 and encodes 229 amino acids. Lineage: Eukaryota; Metazoa; Arthropoda; Insecta; Diptera; Drosophilidae. The transcript has 2 exons. Gene Ontology annotation, molecular function: chitin binding. Gene Ontology annotation, cellular component: extracellular region. The record is from RefSeq and is a predicted model, not a curated record.